AGGGUGGAAUGGCUGAUGUCAUUAGAGUUCUGUAGCUGCUACUUGAAACUCAGGGGCUCAGUGAGGACUGAGUCUCAGAGCUGUGCAGUCAUAUCUCUUUUGACCUUGGUUACUCAUACUCAGAGGGCUUGGUCCUUUCUUUUUCUUAGAGCGGAGAACACUGAUCUGGAGACAAAUACAUUCCCAUUUGGAAGCAGCUGGGGUGGAGGUUGCAGAGAGGCCAAAGUUCUGUGGAGUGCCCCCACUGUCUCCCAAAAACCUUCUCCAGCACUAAUGAUCAAAGAAGAAGCCCCAGGACCUUCAGCUUCCUUGAUACCUACUAGCUCACUUCCCAGGAUUCAAGGCCUGAAGAGGAAACAUUCAGACUUGACAUUCACAGGAACCCAGGAUAGGUGGGCUGUGAAGGGCAUGUUUGGUCUCAAAAUGCAAUUGAAGAGACGCAGGGUGCCCUCAGUACGGCCUGGGGAUCACAAAGCCUUCAAUAGGCUGCUAGCCCAAUACAGCCUCCCUGCAUCUCCCUCCAUAGAGGACCCUGUUGUCCAGAGCUUCUUGGCCUGGGACAGAAAACUUCGGGUGUCAGACAAGUACCUCCUGGCAAUGAUCAUAGCCUAUUUUGCCCGGGCUGGUCGACCUCCCUGGCAAUACCAGCGUCUCCAUUUUUUCCUGGCUCUCUACCUAGCCAAUGACAUGGAGGAAGAUCGCCAAGGGCCAAAGCAUGGCAUGUUUGCCUUUCUCUUUGGGCAAGACAGCACCCAGCGUGCCAAGUUCCAGUGGCUUCGGGCCCAGCUCUUCCAAGCCAUUGGUUGGAAGGCUUGGGUUACCCGAGAGGAGUGUGAGGAGAUUCAGGCAUAUCAGCCUGAACACUGGGUGUGGAAACGUGAUCGGGCCCUCCUUCAGUAGUGCUCCAUAGUAAGGAGGCUGUGAGUCAUAGGGACUGGAGGCAGGAAUGGCAGAGGAGUGGAGCAGAGAUGAGAUGAGAAAAUGGUCCAUUCAGGAGCAUGAAGAAGCUGUCACCCCCUCUUCUUACUGCUUAAGAGGUCCUAACAUAGCCAGCCUGAUAGCAAAACCUUUCAGCCAGACCUAGUCAGUCCCAGACAGAGCUAGUCAGUCCAGGCAGAUCCAGCCAAGUAUGCACAAACAUGCACAUUUGGAGACAGAUAUAACCAGACCAGAAUGAUAACUGAGAAUAUUUGUGUCUGAGACAGGGUAGGAGGUGUGUGUCUGUGUGUGUGUGUGUGUGUGUGUGUGUGUGUGUAACUCAUCUGAGCUGAGCUGACAUGGGGAGGGAGUAUGCCCUAGGACAGGGUACUUGACAUUUUUUUUAAGUUUUGGCACACUGGGAAAAAGGCCAAGGAAUCCUGAACUAAUUAAAGUUCAAAUGGAAAGUCUCAAUCAUAUAACACUGAACAUAGACCAAGAGGUCUAGUCAGAUACAGAGAAAUAGGUAAUACAAUAGAAAGACACAGAUUAGAUUAGACAGACAAGCAUAGAAAGAUAGUCAGACAGUCUGUUAGGUAUAGUGAGUAAAGGAUACAGAGCCAAGAAAGGCCAGUUACAGACCAACAAGUAGGCUUUUUCAUACCUAGGCAGUUAGUUAGGCAGUCAGAGUCAAGGGGGAGUCCCAGAUGGAGAGUCACAAGUAUAUCUAGAGAUAUUCCAGAGAGUUAGGCUUAGUCACAGAUUAUAAAGGCCAUACAAGUUAGAGAGGUGACUUACAGGUUGAGUAUAAGGUUAAAAGGGACAUGUUUCAAUAAUUCAAGAAUACAAGGUUUUCCUCAGUGUGAGUCAGACCCCCACCCUGAUACAGAUUACAGUUCCUCUGUACCUUGGUAGGAGGUUUCAGCACCCAAUGGACAGGCUUCUAGUGGUGAGCCUUUCCAUACUUCCUCAGGCUGGCCCUGAAAGGCAGAUGGAUGCAUAGUGUUGGCCCUUCCAGGAAUGGAGUUUUGCCAGAUUUCCUAGUUCCUGCCAGAGCUUGCAUUCCCUUGGCAAUAUUUCUCACCAACUCCCUUGUGCCUCCAUGUUAUGCUAAGGCAUUAGAGAAGGAUAGCAGCUAGGCCUAAAUGUCGUUGUGACCCCAAGAGUGUACUUUGGAACCUACCUGCUUUUUGGAACCUACCUGCUUUUUGGAACCUACAUGCUUUUUGGAGGAGAUUUUAUGUAAGUGGUUGGGAAAAUCAAAGCUGAUAGGCCAUGGAGGGAAAAAAAGGCUAAGCUAUCUUAAUGAAGGGGAAGAGGAGGGAGGGAGGAGGGCAAUGGGAAGAAGGGAAGGGGGGUGGCAAGGGGGUACCAAAAGGGAAAAGAGUCAAGAGGAAGAAGAUGGAGAAAGGAUGAGAGAGAAGAUAGAGACCAAAGAAGAGAUAAAAGAAGACAGAGAAGAAAAAACAAGGAGAAAAGAAGGGACCAAUAUUUUACAUUGCCAUGAAACACCCAACCUUCAAACCUGUCAGUAUGCUCCCAUACCCUUUCCAAACGGUGGUGAGUUGCUUUCUGUUGUUUUUGUUGGGGAUGGGGUGGUGGGACAACCUAUAAAUACACUGAAGGUCAUGAAAAAAAACUGGUUGGUAGAGAUUUAUCACCAAACACAGAAUUCUAGGAAACAUUGACUUAAUGGUUCCCAGAUAUCUAGUGCAGGGACAAAGUUAGGGUUAAAAUUAGAAUUAAGGAUUCUUUUCUUUUCUCAUUCCCGUCCUCUCCCCUUUGCAUUGUCUUUUCCCAGUUUUUUUUUUUUAACCUUCCCUUUCAUGUCCUUUCUAUGGUUUUAUUUUCUGAUUACCUAACACUAUAUACAUUUCUUUUUUCCCUUCUCUCUCCAUGCUUUCACCCUCAUUCUCAGGCCUGUCAUGACUUUUCUUUUUUUUCUUUCCAUUCUUAGUUCUUUUUAUCAUAUUGCUUCUUUUUGUUUUCUCUUUCUUUCUUGCCUUUCUCUUGAGUUCUCUAGGGUUAUGAUUUCUCCUUACAGUCAGAUUUCAGGAUCCACACUGGGAAUAAAAGUUAUGUUUAUGUUUUAGGAGUUUAUUCAGAAUUAGACUGUGCUGGUAGAUUCCAAGGGAUGACUAAUGUUUGGAUCAGGGAUUUAGGAUUAUAGUGAAUUAAGAAUUAGGCUAAGGAUAAUAGUUGAGGUUUAAGAAAUAUGGUUAAGAGUUAAGGUUAAGGUUAUAGUUAGAAUUAUGAUUUGAGUGUAGGUUAGAAUGGGGGGAUUAUUGUAGGUAGAUAUAAUUAGAAUUCAAUCUCAACUUAGAAGUUAGUGCAAUGAUUAUAAUAUAGGUAAAAGAUAUGGUUAACAUAUGGCAGUAUUUUUAAAUCUUUUUUGUUCUUAGUAUCUUUUUCCUACUAUUAGAAACAGAUGGGAUUUCAGAAUCACAUUCUCAGACACCUCCAUAAGUCAGAUUUACUUGGUUCCAGUUUUCAUCAGCAACCAACCUUGGCUAACCCUUGCUCAAAUGACAAAUAUGGAUCUUUCUCGCCCUCAACCUGUGACUCUUUUCAUCAACACAACCCAGCAGAUCAUCUCCAGGGAUUUCCAAUGUUUGGGGGACAUAACAGACAAGAACCUUCUUCCUCAGCUUUGCUGACCCAGCAUCCUUUCUGGAGGGGACAGAGGAGAAGACAAGGAAUGGAAAAGUGAACAAAAAGAGACUGAGAAAGAAGAAACAAGAGUUCCAGUGGGGAAAAGUUUCCUUUUCCUGUGCAUCUCAGACUAUUCUCAUUUUUCCACUUCCUUUCCUCCCCAUCUUUUCUCAAAAUUGGAGGAAACUGACAGACGCAGCUAUAGAGCUGCUCAUGGGAAAGGGCCACAAGAAAUCUCUCCUGUCCAUCUAAAAAAACUAACCCUCUUUUUUCUCCUUUUCCUUCUCUUCCCCUUUUCCUUCUUCUCUUCCCUUUCUUUUCUCAUUCCUUUCUGUCCUCUUCCCUCGCUUUUGCUGGAUCAUUUCCCCAAUUUCUCUCUCUCUCUCUCUCUCUUUUUCUCUCUUACCCUCUCUUUCUCUCUUUUUCUUUCUCUUUCUUUUUCUCUUUCUUUCCUUUCCUGUUUUAUAUUUAUUCUCUUCCUUUCUCAGUAUUUUCCCCUCCUCUUGCUACAUCUUAAUUUAUAGUCAGUGUUUUUCAAAGGCCCACUAUCACUUCACUUUGUCUGAAUUUAUAUGAAAUAAUGCUGUAAUUGUGUGCUCCAUAUCUCCUCAGCAAACAACACAUGUCAAAAUUGAGGACUCUUGAGAUGGUAACAUAGUGAAAAAAGUUUGAGAAGGACUGGCUUAAGGAUUUAAACAUGUAAAUUAAAGUGCAUUCAGUAUUUUUAGUGUUUAAGGUCAAGAUUGUUUUUACAAAAUGGAAUAAAAUGGUUUUGGUUUAA
Molecule: messenger RNA, 4351 nt
Organism: Monodelphis domestica (gray short-tailed opossum)
Lineage: Eukaryota; Metazoa; Chordata; Mammalia; Didelphimorphia; Didelphidae
Source: RefSeq, a predicted model, not a curated record